CCCAUUUCGGCCGGCUGCGUCCCAUUCCCCUCAUAACCCACCCACAACGACAUCAUCUUUCUCUUCUUUCCAUUACAUUCUCAUCUCUCUAAAAUACAAUCAAAGUAGAAAUGUCGAACGACUCUCAGCUCGCCGAUGUUGGCCUUAUUGGUCUGGCCGUUAUGGGCCAGAACCUCAUUCUUAACAUGAAUGACAAGGGCUUCAAGGUUGUCGCCUACAACCGUACCACCUCCAAGGUCGACAACUUCCUUGCCAACGAGGCCAAGGGCACCAACAUUGUCGGCGCCCACUCGAUCCAGGAGCUUUGCUCCAAGCUUAAGCGCCCUCGCCGCAUUAUCCUCCUCGUCAAGGCCGGCCAGGCCGUUGACGACUUCAUUGCCCAGCUUGAGCCUUACCUCGAGAAGGGUGACAUCAUCAUUGACGGUGGUAACUCGCACUACCCCGACACCAUCCGCCGCUGCAAGGAGCUCGAGGCCAAGGGCCUCCUCUUUGUCGGCUCGGGUGUCUCGGGUGGUGAGGAGGGUGCCCGUAACGGCCCUUCGCUCAUGCCCGGUGGCUCGGAGGCUGCCUGGCCCGCUAUCAAGGAGAUCUUCCAGAAGACCGCCGCUCAGGCGUUCGGUGAGCCCUGCUGCGACUGGGUCGGCGGCACCGGCUCGGGCCACUACGUCAAGAUGGUCCACAACGGUAUCGAGUACGGAGACAUGCAGCUCAUCGCCGAGGCCUACGACAUCCUCAAGCACGGCCUUGGCCUCCCCACCGACGAGAUCGCCGAGAUCUUCGCCAAGUGGAACACUGGUGUCCUCGACUCGUUCCUGAUUGAGAUCACCCGCGACAUCCUCCGCUUCAAGGACACCGACGGCGAGCCCAUUGUCGACAAGAUCCUCGACAAGGCCGGCCAGAAGGGUACCGGCAAGUGGACUGCCAUUGACGCCCUUGACCAGGGUAUCCCCGUCACCCUCAUCGGCGAGUCGGUCUUCGCCCGCUGCCUCUCUGCCCUCAAGGACGAGCGUGUCCGCGCCUCCAAGGUCAUCCCCGGCCCCCCCAAGCAGCCCUUCCAGGGCGACAAGCAGCAGUUCAUCGACGACCUUGAGCAGGGCCUUUACGCCUCCAAGAUCAUCUCGUACACCCAGGGCUUCAUGCUCAUGCGUGAGGCUGCCGUCGUCAACGGCUGGGACCUCAACAACGCCGGCAUUGCUGCCAUGUGGCGUGGUGGCUGCAUCAUCAAGUCGGUCUUCCUUUCCGACAUCACCGCUGCCUACCGCGCGGACCCCAAGCUCGAGUCGCUUCUCUUCGCUCCCUUCUUCCAGAAGGCCCUUGAGAAGGCUCAGCCCGGAUGGCGCCGUGUCAACGCCCAGGCUACCCUCUGGGGUAUCCCCAUCCCUGCCUUCGGCACUGCCCUCUCGUUCUUCGACGGCUACCGCUCCGAGAUUGUCCCUGCCAACCUUAUCCAGGCCCAGCGUGACUACUUCGGUGCCCACACCUUCCGUGUCCUUCCUGGCAAGGAGAACGACCACCUCAAGGCCGGCGAGGACAUUCACGUCAAGUGGACCGCGACCUCGGGCAACGUCUCGUCGUCGACCUACAACGCUUAAGUUUAGUGUCCUUGUGUGUAAAAUUGGAUGCUGUAGUGACUUGCCAUUGGCAAAGAUGCAAUGGGGAGUGAUUUAUUAGCAGA
Vanrija pseudolonga is the source of this 1675-nucleotide messenger RNA. RefSeq names its product 6-phosphogluconate dehydrogenase, decarboxylating 2 (gene GND2). NCBI's taxonomy places the organism in Eukaryota, Fungi, Basidiomycota, Tremellomycetes, Trichosporonales, Trichosporonaceae. Gene Ontology annotation, cellular component: cytosol. The record is from RefSeq and is a predicted model, not a curated record. Gene Ontology annotation, biological process: pentose-phosphate shunt, oxidative branch; pentose-phosphate shunt. Gene Ontology annotation, molecular function: phosphogluconate dehydrogenase (decarboxylating) activity; NADP binding. The coding region runs from base 111 to 1592 and encodes 493 amino acids. The transcript is spliced from 5 exons.